Molecule: messenger RNA, 3723 nt
Organism: Esox lucius (northern pike)
Lineage: Eukaryota; Metazoa; Chordata; Actinopteri; Esociformes; Esocidae
Product: nuclear distribution protein nudE homolog 1
Exons: 9
Coding region: 377-1405 (342 amino acids)
Biological process (GO): cell migration; microtubule nucleation; centrosome localization
Cellular component (GO): kinesin complex; centrosome; kinetochore
Molecular function (GO): microtubule binding
Source: RefSeq, a predicted model, not a curated record
UCUUCUAUGUACAAAUAAGAGACGAGCGUCGCAUUGUUCUAAUGUGGCAACUUUGUUGCUGUGCUGUCUGCGAAGUUUUAACCUGGGGAUCCAGUUAAAGUUACGUAGAUAGCUAAUUUAGUGACAAUAUUUUCUUGAUAGUUCUUAUUCGUUUUGUAGCUGGGUUAUAAAGUGCCAGUUACUUGCCGGCGCUGACGGACACAAGGGAUAUCCACAAUUUGAUCUGUUGUUGCGGUUGAACCGGCUGCUAGCCAUCGCUAGCUACGCUAGGCAGGAAGACAGAGGAGAACCUCAGGUGGAUGUGGAGAGGGUAAAAUAACUAACAAUUCAUUAAGAGUUUUAAUAGAGGAGGGGGGAGGAGGUCUUCUGGUUAGAAAUGGGAGAGCCGGAAGCCCCUACGUUUGUUUCUCUGGAGGAGGAGGUGGACUAUUGGAAGGAGCAAGCGGCAAAGCACCAACAGAGGGCUGAGGAGGCACAGGAGGAGCUGCAAGAAUUCCGGCAGAUGAGCCGGGACUACGAGGUGGAGCUGGAGACGGAACUCAAGCAGUAUGAGACCCGGAACCGAGAACUCCUCACACAGAACAACCGGCUACGCAUGGAACUGGAGAACUACAAGGAGAAGUUUGAGACUCAGCACUCGGAGGCAUUCCGACAGAUCUCCGUUCUGGAGGGAGACCUGGCGGAGACAACUGCCCUCAGAGACCAGCUUCACAAAUACAUCAGAGAACUGGAGCAGGCCAAUGAUGACUUGGAGAGAGCCAAGAGGGCCACCAUCAUGUCUCUGGAGGACUUCGAGCAGAGGAUGAACCACGUGAUCGAGAGGAACGCCUUCCUGGAGAGUGAACUGGACGAGAAGGAGAACCUGCUGGAGUCAGUUCAGAGACUCAAGGACGAAGCCAGAGAUCUGAGACAGGAGCUGGCCGUGCAACAGAAGCAGGAGAGGCGCCCGUCCCUCUGCGUCACCAAAGACUCUUCACUGGCGGACGCCAAGCCGUCCCUCGUUACCUCGCCUCCAUCCACACGGCCCUCCUCCCCUUCCUCGGCCGCCCCUCCGCCCCUGCUCUCCACGCCUUCCAGACCCCCCCACCUCUCAGAAAACCCCUUCGCCACCCCCCCACCAUCCUAUGGCAGAGGCACACCUCUCUCCACGUCGGCUCGCAUCUCCGCCCUCAACAUCGUAGGGGAGCUGCUGAAGAAAGUCGGGAACCUGGAGUAUAAGCUAGCGUCCUGUCGAGAUUUUGUCCAUGAGCAGUCCCCUGGUCGCAGUACUUUAUCCGGGGGGCAGGGGGCGCCACCCGCCCAGAGGGACUCGUUUUCUGGCACGCCGUCCACCACCAAUGGAAUGUACGAGAAGGGCAUGGUGAAGAGACUAGAAUUUGGACCGAGUCCCAAGAUUCUCCUUUGAGCCCCGGGGGAGAGCACCACCUGGACUUGUCCAAUAAGAAACACUUGGCACUUGUGAAUGUGACCAUGCUCAUCCCAGGCGCUUUAUUCAACCCCUCCCUCAGUAUUCUCCUGACUGAUCAGCUUACUGCUUGGCUUGUACUCUAGUUUGUGUACCAAUUUGCAUCCUUUUCCCUAAUAUAGUGCACUAUUUUUAACCCGGUCUCAUUUAGUUUUGGUCAAAAGUGCACUAAUAGAAGGGCUUAGGUUAAGCCUUUUGUACAACACUUAAUCUGCCUCCCUCCCUCCUCAAUGAUUGGACAGCAUGGACGUGUUCUGGAACGUCACUGAGACGUUCCUCUCCCUCUAACCCAAUGAAACUCCACAGAACAGAGUGUCAGCGUGAAUCUCUGCUGCACCACAAUGUCAUUAUGGAGCUCGCGGGACAAAGUCACCAAACAGCACUCCUUCCCCCACUUUUUACCCAGUAUCCUUUGUGCUCAAUAGAAUACCACAGGGCGGAGAGAGGCUCCUUGGGCCGGAGCUUGUGGCCCCUCAUGUUGGAAGUUGCAUGUUGUGCCUGUCACCCCAUUCCAAACGACACAGUCCACGGCUCCAUCACAUUAAGGCUCGGGUCAAAAGAGCUGCACUAUCUGGGGAAAAGCCUCUCUGCACCGGACUGCACGUUAUUUGGUUCCUUUUGCUGCGUUCUUGUGCAUUUGUUGUUUGUUGAGGUGGGAAGGUGUGUUAGCACUGGAAUGGAUGGUUAUCUCCACAAGGAGGAUUAUUUGUAGUGUUUUUUUUCUAAUACUGUAACUGACUGAACAGUGACCCCCUGCUGGUUAAAGAUGGGACGAGAGAUCUGGGCCAGAGGGUUAGGAGGCUAAAGAAAUGUUUAAAGUGCCAGAGUGUAGAAGAUUUGGUUAGGGAAUUGGUUGAUGUUGCCUACUAAUGGUUACGGGUGGGGCUUGGGUAAUCUGAACCUACUUCUGUGGGUAGAAAUGUGAGUGUUUUGGGAUAGGUUAUGUUGGGAAAUUGGUUUUGGGCAUAGAGUUGGCUAUAGGAUACACACGGUCUGGUGUUAUUGAGGACCUUUUCCCCAUUUUGAAGGAAAUCUCUCUACCUUGGCUUUACUGACAGAGGUUGAAUUAUAGCCACCUGUGUUUAGUGUUUGCUAUUGGCUGAGCUGCCGAUGACCUGGAUGGAAUUCCUCCAGUUGAUUACUUUAGAAAGGUGAAGUCCUCAGUAGUGUGCCUGUGCUAACACAGAUGUUGUGUCACGUGAGUAUUGUUUUCAGUCCCUGCCAUUUUAUUAGAGCUACUGAGGGUACCCUAGCCUGGUUUGUUUUUCAGCUGCAACGGGGCUAAGUAUUAGAGCGCCGUUAGAUUACCAAAGUUAGUGGUGCCUUGUUGGGGUAGGUCAAUUAUUUUAAAAUGGAGUACUUUCUAGUAAAUAGAAUGUAUGAAGUAUGAAACUACAAAAACGUUAAUACUUAUUCAUGUUAAGAUUCACUUUUUAUCAUAAGAACCAAAAGCCAGGUACAUUUCCCCGGGUCGGCUUGAUGUAGGUGUUGUCCAUACGUGACCGUUCAACCUUAAUAAUUAAGGCAACUCUUUGGCUAGCUUUCCCAGGUUUUUCAGAAAUCCUGUCUAGACUCACAGAACAAAGGAACAAUUAACAGGUUAUCUGGAAUCCUUAAAACACAAUAUACCAGACUUUUGCAAUCUCAUGAAUUUUAAGUGGUUUCAAAUGUUAGUCUUUGAAACCCAUAAUAUGUGAGAAGUCUGUAAACAAUUCUGUAUGGUUGUGCAAGUGGUCCUAUGGUUUGGCUUAACUAUGGGCACAACCUAUUACAUUCCCUGCUACCCAAGGAUUCCUGGUUACUCCCUAUUGUAAUAUACUUUCCCUUUGCUCAGACAACUAACAAGGUCUAAAAUCUUUACCACUGUUCUUGGUUUAUUAGUUGGUUUUAGAAGUCAUAUUUCAGAGUCAAAGGAUUCAGUCUGUACUGGUGCCUUUUCAGUCUGUACUGGUGCCUUUUCAGUCUGUACUGGUGCCUUUUCAGUCUGUACUGGUGCCUUUUCAGUCUGUACUGGUGCCCACCUUUGACCUGUCAAGCCAUUCCUGCCAACCAGGCAAAAGUUGGACGCUAACAGGAUGGUCGCAUUCAAAGACUGUUACAUAUGUUGAUGAAAAGCACAUUUUGUUGUGUCCUGUUGGUUGAACCCUUGUGACUUUCUUUAACAAGCAUGGUGUGUCUGCAGCCUUGCUGUAGAUAUCUCGCUGUAGCUGAGAACAUACUUCGCUGUGUGUGUGUGUGUGUGUGUGUGUGUGUGUGUG